UUUACGCACAAUUUUUGUUAGCAUUGUGACUUUCUAAGGGCUUUCCCCGUGCCACUCUUUUGACAUCAUCUGAUAUCCUGCACUAUGUGGCAAAACGCCAUCUCCAUUCUAUGCUUCCUGCUAUAUGCAGUGAGCGCCAUUCCGACAGCUCCCACGCCGAGCGCAUCCGCGGGCAUUGACACCCAUUCCUUUUCCAAAACCACCGAAUAUCCUCUGCCCAACCUGGGCAAUGUGGCCGCGCAUGACCCCAACAUCAUCCAGUAUGACGGCUAUUUCUAUCUGUUUAAAGGCGGCGUGCACAUCCCCAUUCACAAGUCCCGCACCCUGGAUGGGCCAUGGGAAGAAGUCGGUACUGUCCUCGACGAGGCCAGUGUGAUCGACAAGCAGAACCGUACACGCCCUUGGGCUCCGACGACGGUGGAAUGGGAGAACCGUUUCUAUUGCUUCUAUGCGAUCAGCGAGUCUGGCAGUCGCGAUAGCGCGAUUGGAGUCGCUUCCUCUGAUUCCCCCGAAGGUGGAAACUGGACGGAUCAUGGCGCUGUGGUCAACACGGGCAAGGGUGAUCUGUCUGAUGUCUAUCCCUACACGGUUUCCAACGCGAUUGAUGGCGCCUUCAUCAAAGAUCAGAAGACCGGAGAACCUCGUCUGCUUUAUGGGAGCUACUGGCAUGGCAUUUUCUCGGUGCCUUUGGCCGAACAUCUCCUGUCGAUCAAAACGCCAAAGAAACCGGACGCGACCAACCUGGCGUACGUCCCAACGGCCAAAACCAAGCCCAUCGAGGGAUCCUUCAUGACCUACAAGGCGCCGUAUUACUAUCUUUGGUUCAGCCAUGGCAAAUGCUGCCAGUUUAAUGUCCACAAUUUUCCACCCAUGGGAGACGAAUACAGCAUCCGCGUCGGCAGAUCAAAGAAUGUGACCGGCCCGUUUGUGGACAAGGAUGGUCGUGAAACCCUCCAAGGAGGGGGUACCAUUGUCUACGGGUCGAACCACGGGGUUGUCUAUGCUCCGGGUGGUGUUGGUGUGCUGUCUGGAACUGGCAGCGAAGCAGAUGUUCUCUAUUUCCAUUACCUCAACACUUCAAUUGGAUUCGCACAAGGAGAUGCCCGUCUGGGAUGGAACUAUCUGCAUUACGUAGAUGGAUGGCCAAAAGCCAUCGAGGGGUAUGUUCAUGCCAAUGGCAGUGACGCGCAGAACUUCAGGAACUAAGGGGACUAGUAAAUCUACCAAAAACGCUACAUCGAGCGAAAGCAGUGGCCGGAUCCUUCGACCGGACCCUACGCUAAAUUCACUAGCCAUGCUGUGUAUGUGCUUGACCUUCUCCACUUUCCUAGCAGAAACUCAUAGUUGAAGUCAUUGGCGCAUUCCUGUGGCUGUCCUGAUAGCGUCGACG
Molecule: messenger RNA, 1390 nt
Organism: Aspergillus ibericus CBS 121593
Lineage: Eukaryota; Fungi; Ascomycota; Eurotiomycetes; Eurotiales; Aspergillaceae
Product: endo 1,5-alpha-arabinase
Exons: 4
Coding region: 85-1206 (373 amino acids)
Biological process (GO): carbohydrate metabolic process
Molecular function (GO): arabinan endo-1,5-alpha-L-arabinosidase activity
Source: RefSeq, a predicted model, not a curated record